Messenger RNA from Lycium barbarum (goji berry), 3516 nucleotides. RefSeq lists its product as uncharacterized. The record is from RefSeq and is a predicted model, not a curated record. NCBI's taxonomy places the organism in Eukaryota, Viridiplantae, Streptophyta, Magnoliopsida, Solanales, Solanaceae. The coding region runs from base 228 to 3212 and encodes 994 amino acids. The transcript has 2 exons.
AAAUACAUACCGUAAUUAAGUCCAACUCUAAGGAGUUUUUUGAUGUUCUUCAAGUACUGUUACUGUAAUCUUUUUCAUGUACGAAUUUCAUCAGUCUCCUUACCACUUUCAUUUGCAUUUUCUUCAUUUUGUCAAACAAAGUCAUCAACUUCAUGUUACACCCAAUGGUACAUGAAUUUGAACAGCUGAUGUGAAUAUUAUAGGAGUGGUGGAAUUCUAGACUAGUGAUGGAAUGCAACAAAGAAGAGGCCGUCAGGGUUAGAGGGAUUGCUGAGAAGAAGAUGGAAAAUAGUGAUUUCAUCGGAGCUAAAAAGUUAGCAUCUAAAGCCCAGCAGCUCUUUCCUGAUCUGGAGAAUAUUACACAGAUGGUUUUGGUUUGUGAUGUGCACUGUUCUGCAGAGAAUAAAACUUUCGGAAAUGAGAAAGAUUGGUAUGGUAUCCUUAACGUGGAGCCAACAGCUGAUGAUGCUCUUAUAAGGAAGCAAUACCGCAAGUUAGCUCUCUCGCUACAUCCUGAUAAGAACAAGUUCCCUGGUGCAGCUGAUGCCUUUACACUGAUUGGUGAAGCUCAAAAGGUGCUUUUGGAUAGAGAAAAACGUAUGUUGUACAACAGUAGACACAUUCCUUCAGGAAGAUCUCAAGUACCAAUGCAGCAGCCGGAUAUCAGGAUACAUCCUUGGGUACAAAACAAUUCCAAUCAGCAAGGUACUCAAUCAGGAGUUCCUACAAGCCAACCAACCUUUUGGACUGCCUGCCCAUUCUGUUCUGUUAAGUACAAGUAUUAUACAACCUUGCUAAAUAAACAUCUGUGGUGCCAAAACUGUAAGAAGUCCUACACAGGUCAUGAACUAAAUGCUUCAGAUGCAACCAAUAGGAGACAGCCAACUUCCAAGAACAAUGAUACAACAAACCAAGGCCAUGUUAAAGAGACUUGUGUGAGCUCUACAAGCAAGAGAAGUUGUCAGAAGAAGGCUGCUGAUAAAACCCUAGCCAGGAAUCCAUUUAUGCAAGUAGAGUUUCCCUCAGAGGUUGGUCAGGAGUCUAACAGCAAUGGAAAAAUGAAUAAGGAGGGCUUGUCAGGGAGUCGUAAAAAUAAAAACACAAAGAGAAGGAAGACAUCAACAGAAUCUAGUGAAAGUUGUUAUUCAUCAUCGACAAGCAUAGACUCUGAAGAAGAUACAAACUUUGAAUGUCUUAGUGAGGAAAAUCGGCGAAGAUCUACGCGGUCUAGACAGCGUGUCACUUACCAUGAUCAUCUAAGUGAUGAAGGCGAAGAAGAAGAUCCUUCUAAGCGAUCUAAGGGAGUUGGAUAUCCCUCUCCUACCAAGGAGUCCGAGGUUCAGCAUUUGUCUCAUGCAGCAACUCCCAAUGGGGAGGAGAAGAAAUUAAAGGACAGUUUGUCCUCUGAGGAGAGCUUGCACAACACAGAGCAGGAACCUGAAAAAGGCUGUGGACAUACCCUUGAUCUUCCCUCAGAUCUAGGGCCUUCUACUAUGACUGAGCCAGAAACAUAUGAAUGUGCAGAUCCAGAUUUUAGUGAUUUUGACAAGGGCAGGGAAGAAUCUUGCUUUAAAGUUGGACAAGUGUGGGCUGUUUAUGAUACUCUGGAUGCCAUGCCUAGAUUCUAUGCAGUCAUCAGGAAGAUUUUCUCUCCUGCAUUUAAGUGGCGCAUAACUUGGUUAGAGCCGGAUCCGCUGAAUGAAUUUGAAACCAAAUGGCUAUCUGAGGGGUUACCAGCUUCUUGUGGUAGGUUCAGACUGGGAAACUCAGAAUACACUGAAGAUCAUCCUAUGUUCUCACAUUUGGCAUGUGCAAUAAAUGGAACCAGCUGCAAUGCGAUAAAGAUAUAUCCACGUGAAGGAGAAACUUGGGCCAUCUUUAAAGAUUGGGAUAUGGAAUGGUAUACUCAUCUUGAGAACAAGAAGGAGUACACCUACGAGUUUGUUGAGAUCUUGUCAGACUAUGCUGAUGAUAUUGGUGUUCAUGUUGCGUACUUGGAUAAAACAAAAGGCUUCACUUGUCUUUUUCAUCGAGUAGGGAAAAGAGACCUUCUAAUUCCUGCAAAGGAGAUAUUUAGAUUCUCUCAUAGAGUUCCUUCAUUUAAGAUGACAGGGAUGGAGAGGAAUGAUGUUCCUGAAGGAGCCUUUGAACUAGACCCUGCUUCCUUACCUAUUGACCAAGUAGGCAUUUCUGUUUCUGCAGAUCUUGACUUCAAGCCCGAGAAUGCAUACCAAGAUGUUUCUGCAAUGAAAUCGGUGGGUAUGUCAAAGUCUGAAAAAUAUACAUCACCUCCUGGCAGGAUGGAACGGGAUGGGAAGCCUCAAGGCAUUUUAUCUCCUACAGAUGGGCUGGAAGUGAAGCUAAAAUUCGAAGGAGAGACAUCUUCGGUUGGUUCAAAGGAAAAGUCCGAAGGAAAUGCACAUCCUGCUGAUAGACGAUCCAGAAUUAACUUAGGAAAUAAUUCACCUGUAGACCAAAGAGAAACAGCUAAUUCUGUAAAUUCUGCAGAGAACUGUUUUGCAUCAGUAGCUAAUGAGGUUCCUGAACCCAAAUUCUACAGCUUUGAUGCUGAGAGAUCACUGGAGAAGUUUCAAGUUGGUCAAUGUUGGGCGAUGUACAGUGAUGAAGACGCCAUGCCUAGGUACUACGGGCACAUAAAGAAGAUAGAUCCUAUCCCUAAUUUUGCGUUGCAUGUGGCAUGGUUUUAUGCCUGCCCACCACCUAAAGGUAUAAUGCAGUGGCGUGAUAAAACAAUGCCAAUUGGUUGUGGAAAUUUUAAGUUUCAACAUAGAAAGCCGAAGAAAUAUAUGGACGCCAAUGCCUUUUCACAUCAAGUAGUAGCAGAACAUACGGAGAAGAAGAGUGUAUACAAGAUCCUCCCCAAAACAGGUGAAGUUUGGGCAGUAUAUAAAAACUGGAGUGCUCAGCUGAAAUGUGAUAAACUAGAAGAUUGUGAAUAUGAAAUUGUUGAAAUACUGGAUGUUACUGAUAGUUAUGUGUCUGUAAAGUUCUUAGUGUGGGUAAAAGGAUUCAAGUCUGUCUACAGGCCUGAAGAGGCUAAUGGAACAGUGAGGAUACCUCUAUCCGAGCAGCUCAGGUUCUCUCAUCAAAUUCCUGCCUUUCGCCUGACAGAAGAGAGAGGUGGCAGCCUGCGAGGUUUCUGGGAGCUUGAUCCAGCAGCAAUGCCUGUUUAUUUACUUUGUACGGACUGAACAGAGGCGAUGUGAAGAAGCAUUAAGCUUUUCGUUUGUUUAUCCUAGACCAAAAUGUGAAGAUUUUUGUACAGGAUGGUCAUGCUAGUUUUAAGCUUAUCUCUUCUUAGUUUAUAUCCUUGCCCAGAAUUUGAAGCUUUUUGUACAUUAUGGUCAUGCCAAUAGCUGAUAGUUGGAGUUUGUUUCAUCUGGAUGCAUUCCUGAAAUGCUAACUAGGCUAUGCCUUUAAACAUAGUUUGAUGAUCCUUCUUUGAAUUGAUAUGCAGUUACUAUGAACAGCUUAAUUAUGGUUGCUUGGUAAUAU